AUGGCGACACAUGUACACUACCGACCCUCGAUGAGAAUUUCGUUUAAGUCGACGUUGUGUUUUGGGGUGGCCGAUCCAACAACGGUGGUAAUUAUUGAAGUUGUUUUGAAAUACAAUCGGUGGAUAUUCUUGAGAAAUCUGCAGGGCCAGGUUGUUGAUUUCUACGAGACAAGCUCCGACUCCUACGCUUGUUUCCAUUCUCCUAGGUUGUCCUAUCGUGACUUGAGAGACCAAAUUCGUCAAUGGCUGCCGGGAUUGUCUCCCUAUUUAUGCACCCAGCUUUCCCUACGAAUCUGCGUAGUGUACGCGCAACGAGUUGCGCACCGCUUCAAUGGCGACAAUGGCGGCGGUGCAUACAAAGUCACGGCUUUUGUGGAGAUUAAUGAGCCAGAACUGCACUCAACGCUAGAUUACCAAGUACCAGAUUACACGGGCGUGCGGGCUAAUUUUGAUGAUGAUGAUGAUGGGGUAGUCUUAUACUUUGGUAAUGAUGAUGACAAUGAUGAUGAGGAGGAGUUGAAGGUGCCAAGGGGUUUGAGUUUGGAAGAGAUUAACGGGUUGAAGCAAGAAAGGUUCAAGAGUAGUGGAGAGGAGGAAUCAGUGAUGUGUUCGAUUUGUUUGGAAGAGUUCUCAGCGGGAGUCAAUAUUACGCCAUUGCCAUGUUCUCAUACCUUUCACCAUAACUGCAUUGCUUCAUGGCUCCAACAACAGGGAAGCUGUCCGUUUUGCCGAUUCGACAUCACGCAAGAAUGCUUAUGA
Molecule: messenger RNA, 759 nt
Organism: Ipomoea nil (Japanese morning glory)
Lineage: Eukaryota; Viridiplantae; Streptophyta; Magnoliopsida; Solanales; Convolvulaceae
Exons: 1
Coding region: 1-759 (252 amino acids)
Source: RefSeq, a predicted model, not a curated record